AUGUCAGGUGCCUCCAAGCCCUCGGACCGCCCAGUGACUGCCGAAGAGCUUCAAAUGGUUCGAGAAGUGCUUGCGCGCAUGCAGGCUCAGGGCUCCUCCGGAGUGAAUCCAGGCAGCACUGCCUUAGCUGCCUUGUCCUCCUUCGAGUCGAGCUCGAUGCUUGCAGGCAUGACUGAUGCGAGCAAGCGCCAAAGGGAUGAUGAUUUGCUGUCACACCUAGGUGAGGGCCCCAUGUCAGAGGAAGUGGGCUUCUCUGACGCCGGCUUCAGUGUGGUGAGCUCACCAGUGGGGAAGUACCAAAAGUCUCCGCAGAUGCCCGUGGCCCCGAAGAAGACGGUGCCAGAUGAGAAGAUUCAGCUCCCCACCGGAAUUCCCAGUUUGACAGAGUGGGGAUGCACAGUAUGUGAGCUUCCGCGUGUCAAGGGUGACAACAAGACUUAUCAUGAACUGGCCGUUGACCCAGAGUACAGCAGCUAUCUCAACUGGAUUGUGCAGCAUGGGAAAGGCAAAGGAGCCAGGUGUGAAGACUUUCGCAAUUACUUGAUCUUCGGCGAUUUUGUGAAAUCCGGUGCUUCCAGCAUCACUUUCCCGGGAUCUUCUGAGAUCCGCAAGAUCCGUUUUCCGUGA
Molecule: messenger RNA, 627 nt
Organism: Cladocopium goreaui
Lineage: Eukaryota; Dinophyceae; Suessiales; Symbiodiniaceae
Source: the annotation of a GenBank genome assembly